AUGUCCUCCUCUGAUCCCGAUGCAAUCUUCAGUCACCUCAACGCGUUUGAGAAACUGUCGUGGAGGCCCUCGGUCCAGGACUCAGGCUCCAAGAAGCGAGCACGGUGGCUUCAGGCUCGACGACUCUUCUCCCCCACCUGCCCCAACCUGCGGAUCCCCAACAGGUUCCUGAGAGAAGGACACUGUACACCGCCUGCCCGCAGUGGACACCGCUGUGUUGCAGACUACGCCAACCUGUACGUGUUUGGAGGCUACAACCCUGACUUUGAGGAGGCGGGCGGGUCAGAAAAUGAAGACUACCCUCUUUUUAGGGAGCUUUGGCGGUUUCAUUUUGCCACAGCCACCUGGCAGCAGGUUCGCACAGAAGGCUACAUGCCCACAGAGCUGGCGUCUAUGUCAGCCGCCCUUCAUGGAAACAACCUGCUGGUGUUUGGUGGCACUGGGAUCCCCUUUGGUGAAAACAACAGCAAUGACGUCCACGUCUGCAACGUCCAGUACCGGCGAUGGAACCUGCUGAGCUGCCGAGGGAAGAAACCAAACAAGAUCUAUGGGCAGGCCAUGGUUAUAGUUAACGGCUACCUAUACGUGUUUGGAGGGACAACUGGCUACCAUUACAGCACUGACCUGCACAGGUUGGACCUGAGCACCAGAGAGUGGAGCCACCUCAAACCCAACAACACACCAUCGGAUCUCCCUGAUGAGAGGUACAGACAUGAGCUGGCUCAUGACGGACAGAGAAUAUACAUUUUAGGAGGUGGAACUUCCUGGACUUCGUAUCAGCUAGAUAAAAUGCAUGCGUAUAACCUGGAGACCAAUUACUGGGAAGAAAUAGUAACUAAACCCCACAACAAAAUAGGAUAUCCUGCAGCUCGUAGAUGUCACAGCUGUGUUCAGGUCAAAGAUGAGGUGUUUAUAUGUGGAGGUUAUAACGGCGAGCUGAUCCUCUCCGACCUGUGGAAGAUAAACCUUCAGACUUUCCAGUGGACCAGGCUGCCUGCGGUCAUGCCUGAACCGGCCUACUUUCACUGUGCUGCCGUCACUCCGGCGGGUUGUAUGUACGUCCACGGCGGUGUUGUCAACAUGUCUGGAAACCGACGGACCGCCUCUCUGUACAAAGUGUGGCUGGUGGUUCCCAGUCUGCUGGAAAUGACCUGGGAGAAACUGCUGAAAACAUUUCCUCAUUUAACGCAGCUGUCCACCCUUCAGCUGCUCAGCCUCGGACUCACGCACUCAUUAAUCCAGAGGCUCAAAUAGACUGAAGAGGAGUAACGCUGACGCUGGAGUCGGUGGUAAGUAGAGGAACAAAGCUUGAUGGUAGAUUAUGAAAAUACUUUAAACUUCUUUUUUUAAUACGACAUUCUUUUUUGAGUUGCUCUCAUUUUCAGGUUCCCUUGCAGCAAUUUCAGCCUCUAUGCACUCUAUUAAAAAUUUGUUAUUCAAACUUUCUUUAUCAGAGAAACCUGUGGAGCACAAAAAAUAAUUUGACUCCUCAAAGAUCUCCUUUAGAAAGGAAAAAUGAUCUGGAAGUGUACUGUAAUUUUAGCUCAUGAAGGGUUUAUUUCACCGUAGCUGAAGUUACCCACUGAACCUGGCUGCAGUGGUGCCUCUGACUGGAGUUAUUUUAAACACCGCUCUACGUGUGAGCAAGUGAAACUGGUAGCCUGCCUUUAAGGUGAGAAGAUUGUCAGAAAGAAAAAAGGAAAAAAAAAGCACUCCACGAUGGAAGUUAAAUGAUUUCAAUUUCUUUAUUUUAUAUAUUUACAAAGAAGGAAUUAGUCGAAGGACUUUAGAGCA
This is a messenger RNA of Nematolebias whitei (Rio pearlfish), 1794 nucleotides long. RefSeq names its product kelch domain-containing protein 10. The record is from RefSeq and is a predicted model, not a curated record. Gene Ontology annotation, biological process: positive regulation of stress-activated MAPK cascade. Gene Ontology annotation, molecular function: protein binding. The coding region runs from base 1 to 1254 and encodes 417 amino acids. NCBI's taxonomy places the organism in Eukaryota, Metazoa, Chordata, Actinopteri, Cyprinodontiformes, Rivulidae. The transcript is spliced from 10 exons.